Molecule: messenger RNA, 1634 nt
Organism: Trichoderma atroviride IMI 206040
Lineage: Eukaryota; Fungi; Ascomycota; Sordariomycetes; Hypocreales; Hypocreaceae
Source: RefSeq, a predicted model, not a curated record
GCUGGCGCAUCCUAAAUAACAUCGACUGAAGAUGGAAUCACCGACGCAAACUAAGACUGAGCAGAUCAAUGCCGCUGCGAUGCCACUUGCCUAUACGUAUUCUCACCUGCCAAAGGGCAAUAUACGCUUACUUAAACUGUUGCCACACCGAGACAUAAGCAGCCCUUUGCUAUGCAGCCUCAUUGAUUAUCCUCUACAAGACCUAGCUGGAAGCAAUCAUCAUUUAUAUGACUCUCUAUCUUAUGCUUGGGGUUCUCCAGAGAAGACUCGGUCUAUCUCCAUAGGCGAUUGUUAUUUACCCAUUACGACGAAUCUUCACGCGGCACUGCUACGUCUUCGAGAUCGCUUUUUUGAACGAAUCAUAUGGGUGGACGCGAUCUGCAUCAACCAACAAGAUCUAAAUGAGCGUAGCAGCCAGGUCCAGCGCAUGGCAACGAUCUAUGCCCUAGCUAAUCGUGUGAUUGUUUGGCUGGGGGAGGCGGAGGACAAUAGCGACCAAGCGCUUGAAGAACUACAUAAUAGCGCUGAUGGGCAACCAGCUGGAGAGGACCAAAGACUUCGAAAUGCAGUCCUCAAACUACUACAGCGGCCGUGGUUCAAACGCAUCUGGAUCCUUCAAGAAGUUGCUGCCGCUCGGAAUGUUCUUAUCCUAUGUGGUUCUUCGGAGAUAGAUGGAUAUAUUUUCUGCAUGGGAAUCAACUCGCUCAAUCUCAAUUAUACAGAAGCCCCAGGCUUACGGAAUUUCAUACGGUCAGCAACCUACUUGAUACGGCGCAAGGUGUUUCAGCCCAAACAUACAACUAGCAAUCCGAGCACGUUUUCGCUGAAUAUAGCCCCUUUGAGCGAGCUGAUAGACAUGUAUCAUGCUCGGGAAGCUUCUGAUUGCCGUGACAAAGUCUAUGCUUUGCUUGGUAUGAGCUCUGAUAAUUAUAGUCCGAGAGACUUGUCUCCCAACUAUGACAUUCAAUGGGAAACGCUAUUCCAACAAGUUAUCAAGCUUAUCCUUUGCGAGACAUUAUCAAUAUCAAUUUGGCCAGAUAAAGAAGUGGCGAUAAUCAAGAAUAAGUGUUGCACUCUUGGGCAAGUUUCUUCAGUCAAGAGCGAUGCUACGUGGAGCGACAAGCAAAAUGUUACAAUUUCAAAAUAUACAUCAAGGGGGUCCCAAAAGUUUGAAGAGAACAUAUUCUGGACCCUAACUCUCAAAACACUGGCAAACUCAAUCCAGGAAGGUGAUAUCAUCUGCCUUUUGCAAGGAGCAUCAAAGCCUACGGUUAUCAGACCAUACAAAGAUUAUUUUAUCAUCAUUGCAAUCGCUAUCAAUCCUGCAACCAAUAAACAAGCUGAGAAAGCGAAUAACGGCUGGGUAAAGGUUUUACAAUCAGUGACAGACUUCCCUCGAGACUUUCUGCUUGUUUGGGACUGGACAAAGUCUUUGAGGCGAGUGUUCACAUGCUAUAGCAGCUACGAAAAUUAUGGCAGUAACAUCUAAAGAUUUAGGUUGGAGCUAUGAAGAAAAAAGUUGGAGAGCGAUGGCAGAGAUAUUGAGCGGUAGCCAAGUUACGGAAAGACUGGCUUUAGAUCUUUUGACUUCACAUGAUGGAGAAGUAUUAUGGCUUCUUCCUGACUGGAGCUGG